This is a messenger RNA of Pseudophryne corroboree (corroboree frog), 1583 nucleotides long. RefSeq names its product charged multivesicular body protein 5 (gene CHMP5). Gene Ontology annotation, biological process: late endosome to vacuole transport via multivesicular body sorting pathway; vesicle budding from membrane. The record is from RefSeq and is a predicted model, not a curated record. NCBI's taxonomy places the organism in Eukaryota, Metazoa, Chordata, Amphibia, Anura, Myobatrachidae. Gene Ontology annotation, cellular component: multivesicular body. The transcript has 8 exons. The coding region runs from base 270 to 929 and encodes 219 amino acids.
CGCUAGCUCCCCUGCGCUCAGUGCCGCUGCGUCUCCUGCCUGAUGCCUGCGCCUGCGCACUCGCUCUGCCGGGGCCGAUACUGCCUCCCAGACAUCACAUCCCGCUGCUAGCGGCAGUGACGUCCCCGGCUAGGAGGAGACUCAGUUUCGCUGCUGUUUCCGGGGUCAGUGUCAGCAGAUCUCCGGGCGGCGGCGGCGGAGGGGUACGGGAGUGCGGCGCAGCAGCUUCAGCUUUUCUUUCUCUCUCUCGUCACCCGGGCACAGACAACAUGAACAGGAUCUUUGGGAAGUCUAAGCCGAAAGGCCCCGCGCCGAACCUGACGGACUGCAUCGGCAGUGUUGACAACAGGGCAGAGUCAAUUGACAAGAAAAUCUCGCGUCUUGAUGCAGAACUGGUAAAAUACAAGGACCAGAUGAAAAAAAUGAGGGAAGGUCCCUCCAAGAAUAUGGUCAAACAAAAAGCCAUGCGAGUUCUGAAGCAGAAGAGAAUGUAUGAACAGCAGAGAGAUAAUCUAAACCAGCAAUCCUUCAACAUGGAACAGGCCAAUUAUACCAUCCAAACAUUAAAAGAUACAAAAACAACGGUGGACGCAAUGAAAAUAGGUGCGAAGGAAAUGAAAAAAGCAUACAAGCAAGUAAAGAUUGAUCAGAUUGAGGAUCUACAAGAUCAGUUGGAAGAUAUGAUGGAGAAUGCAAAUGAAAUUCAAGAAUCACUGAGCCGCAGCUAUGGUACACCUGAGAUUGAUGAGGAUGACCUUGAAGCUGAGCUUGAUGCACUGGGAGAUGAACUCUUGGCUGAUGAUGACAGCUCCUACUUGGAUGAAGCUGCCUCUUCUCCAGCAAUUCCUGAAGGAAUUCCCAGUGACUCCAAAAAUAAGGACGGUGUGUUAGUGGAUGAAUUCGGACUGCCACAAAUCCCUGCUUCAUAGUGUAUGCCUCAGUUCCACAAAUUCAUCUCCUUUUUUCCAGUGGGAUUUCUUGUCCUUCUUGCUUUGCAUUUAUUUAACAAAGUUACUUUUGUGGAGCAGAACAAAAACUCAAGAACUUGGAUUUCAUAUUUUAACUGUUGCUAAAGUCACUACAUCCCGUUUUCCUUCAUCUGAAAGAAAUAUUUCAUUCACUUUUGUGACUGAUUGGGAGCAGAUCUCUACUGGCCAGAUCCAUAAGUCCUGUAGCACACGUGUGCAUGGAUAUUGACAGACAGAUAUGCAAUCGCCUUUCUAUUUUCUGACAAGCAUAUCCUUUUAUUCAUCCUUUUUAGUUUCAAUAUUCAUCUGUAGUUCUUUAAGGCCAUUGUAACAAGAGAUGUUAGGCCCUACAGUCUAUCAAACUAACCAUGAUACUUGUUGCAUCUAGAAGGGUAUUAUAUACUUAUUUACAGCUUCAUAACCAUAAUUUAAAAACUGUCCUUGUGUAUACUGUUUUGCAUUUUGACUACUAAUUUUGAUCAUUUAGUGUUUCUUUAUUUUGUUUUGUUUCCUUUUUCCAAGAAAUAGUCUUGGUAAUGGGGGAAUAUAAAAAGGUCUAGAUAUUGCUUUUGUCUUAAAAUAAGAAAUUUAAUAAAGAGAAUGAUUGCUGUAUAA